AUGACCCGUGGUACUAGUGAAUUAGUAGCAGAAGGAACUACGGCGAAUAUGGUACAUCGCAAACAACAACGAUCGGUUCAUCAACAACAGCAACAAUCGUCAGAACAAAACGUACGGAAAUCAAUGAAUAUGUCAGGAAGCAGACGCAUAUUUGCACCGUCCUUUAAGCUCAAGGUCCUUGAUUCUUAUAGGAAUGACAUCGAUUGCCGCGGUAAUCAACGUGCUACAGCUAGAAAGUAUAACAUACAUCGUCGGCAGAUACAAAAGUGGCUUCAGUGUGAAGAAAAUCUAAGAAAUACUUGUGUCGAAUCUAAUAAUUCGAAUUCUACAGUAUCAACUCCGCCACCGUCGUUGUCCUCCUCAUCAUCUUCUUCGUCACCUAUGUCGACGGCAACGGUGAUCUCGAAACACGACGUAACGCUGCCGACGUCGGAAGGGGUUACGAUGCCCGACGUGACUCCAGCGGUGCCGGCGCCGGCCUUGAACCUCGGUCUCGCCAGACUGCACGGCGACGAGUCGACCGUCCGGCCCCCCCCACCUCUUAUUCCGUCACGUCCUCUUACUCGAGAUUCGCCCUCGUCACCACGGUACACGCAUUUAACAUCCAAAAUCGUUCUACCGACUACGACUACGACUACAACGACGAUGACCAGCGUCGCUGGAUAUGGUGAACCACGUGAUCGACACCAACGAUGUCAUAUCGAAAUGAAGAAUGGGCCGAUGAUAAUGCAACCUCCGAGUACGAUUUCCUAUGAUACGAUGGAGGCUUUUUACAAGCAAUAUACCAUAGAUGAACAACGUCAACGUGAGUUAGAAAGUUAUGAAACGAUGUUGUCGAAUUUCCGACCGACUCGUCAUCCAUACUUAUCGAACGCUGCAUCAAUUACCACCAGUCCUACAACUACUCCUGCUAGUGUUGAUUCAUCCUCAAGAGAUGGAUUUACUUAUUCUAGACCGAUAACGCCGACAGUAAUAAAGAUGGAACGUUCAAGCCCAGACUCCGUGGCGACUUGCACUCCAAGUUUAACAUCAACUAUGCAUCCUCAGCAGAUUUCGCCAAUAGCUGUUAACAAUCGUUACGUUGGAACAUCCAACAUCGUUCAUUCAAGUCCUGCUAAGUUUUGGAACAAGUGUUCCGAGUCAAUUGAAAAAAGUACUGUACUUGAGGAAGUAAAACAUGAAGAGAAAAAACGAAAGCUAUUCUGUGACGUCAAGAUUAAAGAGGAAGAAAUAGAUGAGGAAGAGGAAGAGGAAGAAUCAAGGUUGGCCGUAGAAGAGAUCCGCGAAACAGACAGUGUGCCAUCAUUUUGCAUAGAUUCUCAUCCCGCUCUACGAAUUUCGUAUCCCAACGAAUCCAGGAGUCCCGAUGAAUCCAGGAGUCCUGAUAACGAUCACGAGGGAACCUAUUCCGAACCUGGAAGUAUUUCCGUGAGAUCUAGUAGCGGCAGUUCGGAUAGCGAAGUAGAAAACCUGAUGGAGUGUUGUUCAUCAAACGUAACAAGAAAUUCAUCAAACGAUCUCGGUCGACGAAGAUCUUUCUCAUUGCGGUUCAAACUCGAAGUAUUGGAUGCUUUCCAUCAGGACAUAGGAGUAGCAGGAAAUCAACGUGCAACUGCGAGGAAGUUUGGCAUUAAUCGUCGCCAGGUACAAAAGUGGCUCGGCCAGGAAAGCGAAUUAAGAGGAGAGAUUGCAUUGAGGGGUAACGAACGACAACGAUUAGGUCCGAGCCAAGAUCAAACGAUCAUUUCAGGAGACUUCCCAGUCGAUUUAAGAACUACAAAUUAUACUGUUUCGCCUAUUGCCGAAGAGGAAUGUGUUGAUGUUGAAUAUGUCGGACAAUCUCCGCCACCAAUUCAAUUUGUAGAUUGUUGUAAGUUGACAUUUGAGAAUUCGUCUCCUCCUCCAAAUCGGCCAGUAGUUGUGCCACCUGUGCACAUGUUAGAUUCAUCAAGGAACUGCGAAUGUACAUGUUGCGUGGCUGCUACAUCAACAAGAAAUAACUCUUCUUAUGAAGAACUACCUACCUACAUAGGAUUCUCAAACACGGAUUCAAUAAACGAACAACAAACCAAUGGUUCGGUAUCAUCAGAAGAAUACAUCGAAGUUACGGCCGUGAAAUCGCCAAUUAAAAGACAACGAUCUUCGGAAAUGUGCACCUUCUGUUACGAUGAACCUUUAAUCCCGUCAAAGAAAUUUUGCAAGGAUACGGAUAAAGAAACCCCACAGCAGGAGGCGCCACUCUGUCUGGUCAAGCAAAAAAGAUACUUCGAUUUUACUCCGUCGCAUCUAGAAAUACCAGUCAGGAGUACUGCUUCAACUCCUUCUGACUCACAGCAAGUACCACAACUACCAGUACCACCACAAGUACAACUACAACCACCAUCACCACCAAUAACAACAACAACAACAACAACUAAUAGUAAAGAUGCCAUACUCUUCAAGCCUUAUUUAGACAAUCCUAUAAGUAAACCUAGCAAGGAGAUUAGCGUUAAUCAGAAUCCCUCACCUGUCGAAACUCCCAAUCUUCUUUCUAAUUACGAAAAUAACUGCCAGAGUAUAUCCAAUUUAAAUGAGGACCGAGUUGGCCACGGUUAUGCUGUCGAACUUAAUCUUAAAGUACCGUUGUCUUGCAGAAAUCAAACUAGUAGUUCAUUGUAUCCUGAUUUAUACCCGUUAAGAAGCGCAUUCGUUAGGUAUCCUUCUACUAGAUACUUCCUUUAG
Messenger RNA from Polistes dominula (European paper wasp), 2721 nucleotides. RefSeq lists its product as uncharacterized. The record is from RefSeq and is a predicted model, not a curated record. Lineage: Eukaryota; Metazoa; Arthropoda; Insecta; Hymenoptera; Vespidae.